Spodoptera littoralis (African cotton leafworm) is the source of this 1367-nucleotide messenger RNA. The record is from the annotation of a GenBank genome assembly. Lineage: Eukaryota; Metazoa; Arthropoda; Insecta; Lepidoptera; Noctuidae.
AUGGAUCCCAGCCAAAAGGGGAUGGCGCGCUUUGUCACGAUAACCCCUGAUAUGAGCGAGGCUGUGAUACUGCACCUGCGGAACAACUUCUUCGCUGACGAGCCUCUAAACAAGGCAGUCUCCCUGUGCGAGAGGGGGGAGCCUCACGCGGCACUGGAGAGGCUCUGCGCCGUCACUAUCGCUGAUGGACUGUCCGUCGCUGCUGUUGAAGGAGAUACGUCUAUCGAGAAGAUCCAGCAAUCGUCUGAUGAGAAGUACAACAAGAUAUUCACCAUCCUGUACUCCGUCAGCCAGGAGCUGGACCUGUUCAAUACAUUUCAAGUGGACAAAAUUCUGGAAUGCCGAAUAAUCUCAGUGGACCAGCAGGCAAGGGGUCGCGGACUGGCCAAGGAGCUGAUGGCCCGCAGCAUAGAUAUUGCUAAACAAAAUGGAUUUAAGCUGUUCAAAGCGGAUGCAACAGGCGCAUUCUCGCAGCGCAUCUGCAGCUCUUUAGGCAUGGAAGUGAUCCGUACAGUCCGGUACGAUGAGUACCUUGACUCCUCCGGCACUCCCGUCUUCAAUGUCCCUCCUCCUCACGAGGCCCUCGCUAUUAUGGUGAGGAAACUACCCUGAAGGAAGAAAGAGAAAGGAUGAGUUUAAUAUGUAAUUUUAAAAUUUUGUUUAUUUAUUGUCGUGACUUGAGGAAAUGUUGCCAUUUGGUUAUUGUGUUCACACAUGUUAUGGCGUCAUCGCAAAGAAACGUAGUCAAAUGUCAUGACGAUUACCUACUAUUACUAAUCGAUCCUUAUGGCAUUCGACUGUCAUAAUGACAAUAAACAUCUCAUACGUUUUGCUUCGUGUCAUAGGGCAAAAUAAAAACAUUGUUACAUUGUUAGAGACUACGUCGUUGGCUGAGUGGUCGCAAGUGCGACUGCUGAGCAAGGGAUCUCGGGUUCGAUUCCCGGGUCGGGCAAAGUAUCACCGGGUUUGGAAAUUCUCAGUAGUAGCACGGAAUUUGAAAUUGUGUCCAGUAUAUGGCAAUAGGCUCCUAUUACAUGAGAUUCAUAACAUAAAUAGUGAAAAGUGGGUGUUAUUGUGUAAUGUGCACCUCUGCCUACCCCUUCUGGGAUAAAAGUCGUGAUGUUAUGGGUUAGAAUGUUAAAACCUCGUUUUUUUAGAUUGGCGCGCGAAUUACGAUACGCGUAUUAUACGAACUUGUGUUCAAAAGGGCUUAGUAUUUUUGGUUGACACUUGGAAUAAAUAUCUGUUACGUCACAUCUAGGUAAAAGUUUGAAAAGUAAAUGUAUACGUAGAUAUAAAGUGAUUUACUCAAAAAUAUUGUAAACUGAACCUAACGUAUAGGCACACAAGGUUUGUUAUUGUAGAAU